UAUACACAAAAGGUUUAAAAUAAGUACUUUUCUUGUGUGAUAAACAGCAAAGUGUGUUAAAGGACACAUUGAAACGGCAACUUCAACGCAAAGUGCACAAUUACAAACAGUGAAAUGAAGCCAAUAUUAUAGUUUUUGCGUGCGUCGGCUGCUGAAAAACGUGGUUUCAGUUCAACACGGAGAAUUGCACACACUCAACGAGAGCGGCGGAACAAUCAAGUGACAGCGAUAAGGACAGGAUCAUGACCUUGGAAACGCAACCAGUUGGCGGGGGACUGUGCGAUGGCAAAAUUGCCGGACUCUACGAUCUGGAGGAGACACUCGGUUCGGGUCACUUUGCUGUCGUGAAGCUGGCGCGACAUGUGUUCACUGGUGCCAAAGUGGCAGUGAAAGUCGUUGAUAAGUUGAAGCUAGACGAGGUCUCCAAAGCGCAUUUAUUUCAGGAAGUUCGCUGCAUGAAACUGGUGCAGCAUCCGAACGUAGUGCGGCUUUAUGAAGUGAUUGACACGCAGACCAAGUUGUAUCUGGUGCUGGAGCUGGGCGAUGGCGGCGAUCUCUAUGAUUAUAUAAUGAAGCACGAGACCGGGCUGAGCGAGGAGCUGGCCCGCAAGUAUUUCCGACAAAUACUCCGCGCAAUCACGUACUGUCAUCAGCUGCACGUCGUGCACAGGGACUUGAAGCCAGAGAAUGUUGUAUUUUUCGAAAAGUUGGGUCUCGUCAAGCUGACAGAUUUUGGGUUUAGCAACAAGUUCUUGCCUGGCCAAAAACUGGAGACAUUUUGUGGCAGUCUCGCAUAUUCAGCACCCGAAAUAUUGCUGGGCGACUCAUACGAUGCGCCCGCAGUGGAUAUUUGGUCUUUGGGCGUCAUACUGUAUAUGCUGGUGUGUGGCCAGGCACCUUUUGAGAAGGCCAACGAUUCGGAGACGCUAACCAUGAUUAUGGAUUGCAAGUACACGGUGCCGUCGCACGUGACCCAGGAAUGCCGCAAUUUAAUUGCCACAAUGCUAGUGCGUGAUCCAAAAAAGCGGGCAACCGUUGAGGAAAUUGCAUCAUCCGCUUGGCUUAAGCAAAUCGACGAGCCCGAAUCCGUUGAGCACUCGCUGCCGCUGGUAAGCCGUGAGCAGCUGAGUGAAGAGGAUCACGCUUUUAUUAUACAGAAGAUGAUAAACGGAAACAUUGCGUCCAAGGAAGAGAUACUGCAGGCUCUAGAUAAAAAUAAGUACAAUCAUAUAACAGCCACAUAUUUUCUUCUGGCUGAAUUACGUUUGCGCCGACGACGAGAAGAGGCACACAAGCAAAAGCUGCAAGAGGCGGGUCUAAAACUGAGUGAUGUUGAUCGCAGGCCCACAGCAGAUAAGCCGAGUCCAACGGAAAAUCCCAAAGUAGUUGUGCCUGUUAGCAUAAAUGUCACCCCGGCAGCACAAUUUGGCAAUGAUAAUUCAAAGCCGGAUAAGCGUACCCGCAAGUGCAGCAUAGUACGAGAGGAGGACGAGGAGGAGUCGGCGAAUGAGGGCGGCGGCAUUGGGAAUGAGCUGCAAGUGGCUUCAAUGCGGCGCGAGUCCAUUUCCGAUGGACGCCUCAACCGCUCAUUGCAGGAGCGCCACUGUUCGUUAGCGCCAGCAGCCGAUGUGCCAACAAAUACACGCACAAAGAUAGUCGUGUCCGUCGAUACGCUCGCCCAGAAGCUAAAGCAAAUGGAAAAAUGUGUCAAGGUGGAUGAGGACACAAUAAGCGGUCUAAAGGAGCUCGAAAUUGGGAAGCUGAAGCCGUUGCCCAGCAGCAGCAAGAAUCCGGUGCUGACGCAUCGACGUACAAAGCUUAAUAAGAUACGUACGCCAUCGUGCAGCAGUUCUGAGGCAUCUGACGAUGACACAAAGACCCGUAACAAGAAGAAGAUUAACAAGUUCACUGGCGAUACACCCAUAAGAUUUCGCACGCAUCGGAGAGACUCGCACGAUGAUUCCAGCGACUCACAGGAUCAAUUGUAUCCACCGCCGGGCUCCAAUAGCAGCGCUGCGAAUUUCAUUUCGAAUAGCAAUUCUGGUGUAAGUGGCAAAAAAGAGGAGCAGGGACAAUAUAAAGAGCCAAAUAAAUCGGAGGAAACACGCAAAUCUCACACUCAAAAGAAUAGGAAGCAUCAUAGUAAGGACCAUGUUGAUAAACAUUCCCAAGCGGAAAAACAGCAAACAGUAGUAUUUGAAAGUACAACAACACGUCGAAGGCGCAUGCGCGAAAGCCAGUCAUUGGAUCGCAUCACAGAGGCUCAGGAAUACGAGCUGCGUCAUCGUCAUAUAAAUGAAGCAGCCGGUGGAGAUGCUGCAACAGGUGAAUCAAGUCAUCAACAACAGCAACAACAACAACAUAUCCAGCAAAGAAAUUCAUUAUUCAAUUUAAAUACAUUCUCCGUUGCCGAAACUAAAGAAGAAUAUGACGAAGAGUCCGAUUUUAUACCGGACAUCGAUAAUACGGACCAAAUCAUGAACACAUUGAAUGCAGCCAAAGCAACGCUUAAGCAAAAGCAAUAUUUUAAUGACACCAAUUAUAGUAGGAACUAUAACAAAAACAGCAGUAGUAGCAACAACAACAAAAAGAAAUCCAACGAAACACCAAAAGAUAUUUAUAAUCUGAACUCAAUCGAGAAAAUCGAUUUGAUUUUGGAAGAUAAAAGCCUUACCAAAGCAAUACAUGUUACCGGCUCUAAAUGCUUUGUCACUAUGAAGAAAAUUCGAAGGCUCGGAAAAUAUUUUCCGGUAGUAAACUUUUCUUAAGACAUAGUUACCGUUAUAUUAAUAGCUGCAAAGUGCAUUCUAAAUCUUAAAAAACGUAGAAAAUAUGUAGAAAAUAUGCGUGUACGUGUAUGUAUUACAAAAAAAUUAAGAGAAAAGUUAUUAAAAAAAAAUACAUAUGCGACAAUUUAAUAUUAGUUGUAGCGUAAUUUAAUUUAUUAUGCAAUCUUUAACUAGCAAUAAAAAAGGCACAUAUUUUGACAUUAUGCUAACCUCAUUUACUGAUGAGAAACCAUUGUCUAAUCUCGAAACACCACACGCACAAAUAGAUUUCGUGCAUUCCCGAAAUAAAUGUAUGUUAUGGCGAUAAGUGUGUGGGUACAAUGUACAAACCAACUCAAAUAAAGUCAAUAAAAUAUAAACCCCAAAGUAUUGAA
Molecule: messenger RNA, 3163 nt
Organism: Drosophila grimshawi
Lineage: Eukaryota; Metazoa; Arthropoda; Insecta; Diptera; Drosophilidae
Gene: Snrk
Product: SNF-related serine/threonine-protein kinase
Exons: 9
Coding region: 243-2768 (841 amino acids)
Biological process (GO): microtubule cytoskeleton organization; intracellular signal transduction; protein phosphorylation
Cellular component (GO): cytoplasm
Molecular function (GO): tau-protein kinase activity; ATP binding; protein serine/threonine kinase activity
Source: RefSeq, a predicted model, not a curated record